GAUACAACGCUAAUAAUAAAGCUUUAAUGCGUUAUUCUAACUCAAGCGAUUAUAUGAGCACACGAAUGGAACAGUUAAAUAUGAUUAAAGAAAUUACAACAGUGAAAUAUGACCUUUGAGUUAUUGUGCGUUAUGUAACACUUUAAACAUACUUAAAAAAAAUUGCCCCAACCAGUGAUUAAAACUGUUGCUUUUUCAAACGAGAGCUGUCUGCUUUGUUAGCAGUAACGCUGCUCACCAUUAUUUUCAUGAAAACAUCCUCGAGAAGACGUUAUGAGCUGCUGAAACAGAUUUGAGCAAUUGAACAGUGGCGCGUGCUUCCGUCCUAGAUCAGCUGACACGAGCACGCGGAAGAAGUAAAGCUUCAUUCGGAGCGUAGUUUAAAAGUUUAUUUUGAAAACACAAAGAACACGCUUCAGUCUUAUGAGCUGAAAAACUUUUGUGGUGGUACUCGUUUGAUGCUUCUUUCCUUCUGAACUGUCAUUUGACUACAAUGGCAUACAACGAGUCAAUGGUUGUAGUGAAUGGAAGUCAGGUGUCCUGCAUUGGGCAUGAUUGGGAAGACAUUCCAGAUUUUCUUGGGGCAAAAUAUGGAGAAGUGGCAAGAAGAUUAGAUCUCAGCUUCAACCAACUGAGGUCACUGACAGGCCUGAAAGCGUUCAGCCAACUGGAAGAGCUGAUUGUGGACAACAAUCUUCUCGGAAAUGACCUCCAGUUGCCCAGGUUACCACGGCUCCAUACCCUGACGCUCAAUAAGAACCAAUUCACCGACAUCGAGGCCCUGUUGGAGCAUUUGGCGGAAGUGACGCCAGCGCUGGAAUACCUGAGCCUUCUGGGAAAUGAGGCCUGUCCCAACCAACUGGUCAGCAUGGAUAAAGAUGAAGACGACUAUCAGAGAUACAGGUACUUUGUGCUGCAUAAGCUGACAAAGCUGAAGUUCCUGGACACCAGGAGAGUGACCCAGUGGGAGCGGUCAGAGGCCGAAGCACGUGGAGCUUUCAUGAAGGUGGUCAAGCCGAAAAAUGACCAAGACACAGCCAGUGUUGUGAGAUCUGAAUCCACCACUACGCCAUACACCCCGCUGCCACGAGGAUCCAAAGACUCCCGGAACCACAAAGGGGUUUUCACCAAGUGCCGUUAUGUCUACUACGGCAAGCACUCAGAGGGCAAUCGAUUCAUCCGCAAUGACCAGCUCUGACUGACAGACGGGUCAGUGGAUACACACACGAGGGGGCUUUACAAAGAUAUCCUGCGCAUAUUAUUAUAAAUAUACAUGUUGCCACACGCAUUUUAAGCAGCCAAACACAGCCCUCUAGUGCCGUCUGCUGAGUGUGCCUUCCCUGCCACCUCCCAUCGCUCUCGCUCCGUCUGAGCAGUGCCAUCCAGAUUGACAUGAUUGCCUUUAAGCAGCCCCGCUAUGCCGCGGUGACAGACACACACGCGGCCGAGUGCUCGUCCUGACAGCCGCGGCUCCAUGAUGGAUUGCCUGGUCCAACUGCUGCUCUCCCCAGGUCAAAGGUCCCACCUGAGGCUUCGGGCGGCCCACACGGAAGCCCAGGAUGAGCGCCUCUCAAAGUCAAAGCUAAAGUUAAAGAGAAAGAUCAGGGGAAAGUGUUGCUUUUACUCUAUAGCCGUCAUUAAAAGUAAAGCUUAUUACAUGGUUUUGUAACCAUGUAAUUUUCUGUACAUUACUGUAGGCGGAAUGUCAGUUCAAAUCAUUGAAGGGUUUUGUUUUCUCCAAAUAGUAAAAAAAAAAGCGAAGUUAAAAAGGAUAAUAAAUGUAAACAAAUUUAAUUUAGUGUUUGUUUAAAUUUAUUAGCCUUUUUUCAGCUUUAAAUAUAAAAGGCAUGUCAGGCAAGUGCUCACCAUCAAUUGGCAUGUUUUUUUGUUUUUUUUUCGUUUUAUUUUUUUUUUAAUAUACAGAGAAAUGUUAUUUUAAAAUUAUUAGCUGUUUUUUAAACACACCUUUAAUUUAUGCCUUUAGUCUUAUAUUUAAUCUAUGUAAUUGUGUUUUAAUGAUCCAAAGCUUUAUUGAAUGUUUGAAGUCCUUUCAGAAAUGCAGCUGCGAGGCCCUCACAGGCUCUUGACUCUGUGGCAUGUGUAUGUUUGCGUGUUUGUGAGGUGCAUGUGCAUGUCGUGUGUGAAGUUUGUGUGUUGCGGGGGCAGUUGUUGCAGUGCCGGAGCCUGGAGGAGCUGUGAAAGAAAGAGGUAAUGAGCUUUGCUUUAUUUCAUUCUUUCUCUGGAGGGAGAGAGCAAAGAAAGACAGCAGCUCUGGCAGUGAAAUUGGAGGAGGUGGAUGUAUGUACACUGUGUGAGAGAGGAGUCAACAACUUUCUCCAGUCUUUUUGAUUGUUUCCUCAUAUGCUUUUUGGACCUAUUCACGUUAUUUUAAUGAUUUCUUUUCUUUGUACGUUUUGAAAAAUCAAUUAAAAAAAAUCCAUAAUGGCCUUUGCUGUGCUUUGGAAACAGAGUUUACAAACAGUGGCCAAAAAGUUUGGCAAAUAUUUGAACCAUCAACUCCAUUAGGUACAGUGAGGGUGAUGAAUGUUUUAUGUGCAUCCAAUUUAUUUCGCCUCUUGUGUUGUUGUUUUUUUUUUUUUAACAAUAUUACAUUCCACAUUUAAAGUUGAGCUUAUGCACUGAAGUCUGCAUAAGACUAGCCAAAGAUCCACUGCAAACAAAUAAGUUUGUAUUUUAAACAAGAAAUGCAAAUGAUUUCAAUUUGUUUUUUGAUGAACUGGGAUUUGAGAUUAGUUUGAUUGUUGUAUGAAUCUUCUUUUUAUAUGUGUAGUUGACAUGACAUGUAAAAGUGUCCUUCAGAGUGAUAUGCUAUACUCCAUAUACUAAAACUGUUGUAGACACGGUGUGAGUUUUCAGUCGUAUUUCGACUCUUCGUUAUUGCUUCAAUGCAAAGGAAACCAGCGUGCCAAACGCACCGUUAUUUGUCGGGCAUGUUCAAGAGUUCAGUAUUUGUGUUAAAUCUGCGCCGAUUUGGCUUAAAUGAGCUUGCCCAAGAAAUUGAGUGAACAUAAUUUACAAAAAAUAACCCACCAAAUUGGCUAGUGAUUUGACAGUAUUAUCCGCCACAGUUGAAUUUUACCCGGUUGGCGGGUGUUAA
Molecule: messenger RNA, 3118 nt
Organism: Onychostoma macrolepis
Lineage: Eukaryota; Metazoa; Chordata; Actinopteri; Cypriniformes; Cyprinidae
Gene: lrmda
Product: leucine rich melanocyte differentiation associated
Exons: 7
Coding region: 494-1198 (234 amino acids)
Biological process (GO): melanocyte differentiation
Molecular function (GO): protein binding
Source: RefSeq, a predicted model, not a curated record